This is a messenger RNA of Antrostomus carolinensis (chuck-will's-widow), 657 nucleotides long. Its product is annotated as olfactory receptor 5V1-like. Gene Ontology annotation, biological process: G protein-coupled receptor signaling pathway. Gene Ontology annotation, cellular component: membrane. Gene Ontology annotation, molecular function: olfactory receptor activity; G protein-coupled receptor activity. The record is from RefSeq and is a predicted model, not a curated record. Lineage: Eukaryota; Metazoa; Chordata; Aves; Caprimulgiformes; Caprimulgidae.
AUGGCAGGCGAGAACCAGACUCAAGUGACGGAGUUCGUGCUCCUGGGCUUUUCCCACGGCCAGUCCUUCCUCUUUGUUCUUUUCCUGGCCAUAUACCUGGCCACGCUGCUGGGGAACUCAGCGAUACUCACCCUCGUGUCCCUGGAUCCCCAUCUCCACAGCCCCAUGUACUUCUUCCUCAGUCACCUCUCCUGCUUGGACAUUUGCUACUCAUCAGUGACGGUGCCCAAGAUCCUGGCAAAUGCCCUGCGCCCGCAGGCGACCAUCUCCUACGGCGGGUGCCUGGCACAGAUGUUCUUCCUGAUGGGGUGCGCGGGGGCCGAGUGUGCCCUCCUGGCUGUCAUGGCCUACGACCGCUACGCAGCCAUAUGCCAGCCCCUGCGCUACAGGCGGGGGGCGCCGGCCACCGUCUGCUGGCUCUGGGGGAUGCUGGACUCGGCUGUGCACACCCUCCUGGCCUCCAGACUCUCCUUCUGUGGGGCUGCCCGGCUCCAGCACAUCUUCUGCGACGUCCCGCCGCUGCUGAGGGCCGCCUGCAGCCACCCGUCCCAAAACACCCGUCCCAGCGAACUGGCGCUCCACGCUGCCAGCGUCUUUGUGGGACUCAGCCCCUUCCUGCUUGUCGUCGUCUCCUACCUCGGCAUCCUGGCCACCAUC